CGGGAAAGAAAAUAACCCGAUUUAUCCGGGACGGGCACGCAAUUUUCCGUUUUGAGGAAUUAAUGAAAAAAGUAGGCCGUUAUAUAAAAGGGUGCUCGCAGCAAAUAGAGAUCACGUUUAAAUACAUUGAUAUUUUUAUUUUUUUUCAUUCGAGUUAUAAAAAAAAAUUGAAAUGACAGUUACAAACGAUCGCGUAUUUAUCCUCGGCGGCACUGGCAAUAUUGGUAUCAAACUGGUUCAAGACUUGUUGGAAAAGAAGGUAGCCAUGACAUUGUAUGCUCGUACACCUAGCAAAAUUGAGUCAAUGUUUCCCAACAGUACUGAACUGAUCAACAUAGUUCAAGGUGACUUCAGUGACUUGAGCUCAUUGGAAACAGGUAUCAAGGGCCACAGUCGUCUCUUUUUAUUAGUUUCAGAUUUCAGUGACUUUGUCAACCUCAAAAAGAAUAUUGCUAAAAUCGCUUAUGAUUCAGGUGUUAAACAAAUCGUGGAUAUCUCUUCGGCCGCUGUCAACAUGGGUUGGAGAACUAGUUAUAUUGGUGCCUUGCAUUAUGGUGCUGAAAAAGCAAUGCUUGACCUUCCCGGUCGUGGAAAUUUGGUCACAUUACGUCCUGGUAGAUUUAUGACCAACAUGAUUUUGAGUUCUCGUCCUGGCCCUGAUAACAUCAUCUUUGAUACUUUCCCUAGCAACUCCUCUCUUGGUUUCAUCUCAACCAACGAUAUUGGCGCUGUUGCUGCCGUUGUAUUGAGCGAAUCUAUUGCAAAGCAUGGUGAUGCUGUCUACAGUCUCACGGGCGACACGAGUAAUGGCCAUCAAUGGGCUCAAGUUGUAUCUGAUAUUGUUGGCCGUCAAAUCAACUACCAACAGAUCAAACCUAUUCAAAAAUACAACAAGGUUAUGGAAUCCGGUCAUUUCCCCCACAUCUUUGCUAUAGAUCUUGCAACUGCUACGGAUAGUUUCCCAGACGCCAGAGUUACCCCUGAAAUCUCCAUUCUUCUUGGCCGUGAACCUGAAACCUUCAAAGAAUAUCUUAUUGCUAAUAAGGCAGCCAUUCAAGCUUAAACUUGCUUACAUUUUAGUAAUUCUAAUAAAAAAAUGCACUUUUUUUCUUCUCUUAAGUA
This is a messenger RNA of Mucor mucedo, 1122 nucleotides long. RefSeq lists its product as uncharacterized. Bases 173 to 1063 code for a protein of 296 amino acids. The record is from RefSeq and is a predicted model, not a curated record. The transcript has a single exon. NCBI's taxonomy places the organism in Eukaryota, Fungi, Mucoromycota, Mucoromycetes, Mucorales, Mucoraceae.